Molecule: messenger RNA, 718 nt
Organism: Myotis lucifugus (little brown bat)
Lineage: Eukaryota; Metazoa; Chordata; Mammalia; Chiroptera; Vespertilionidae
Exons: 4
Coding region: 1-627 (208 amino acids)
Source: RefSeq, a predicted model, not a curated record
AUGCAGACUACUGCCGCCCCGGGGCGCAGCCGCUCAGUCUCCGCUCGGGUCUCCGGCCGGGAGCGCCGCGGCCUCGGCCCGUCCGCCGCCCGGCGGAUCCCCUCGGGCCUGGGAGUUCGAGGCUGGCCCUUAGGGGAGGGCCUGGCUCGCUCGGGGCUCCUGGGCCAGGCGGACACACCCCGCGGGCAGCAGGAGAGCUGGAGGUGGCUGAGGGCGCCGGGCGCAUCCCCAGCCCCAUUGCGCAAGACGGUCGCAGUGGGCGGCCUGAAGCGUAAAGGAGAAAAGAAAAAACACGUCCCCAACAAGCCGGAGCCGAGUGAGAGCCAAACCGACCAGGUGGGCCGCCGGCCCAGCUACCGCGUCCGCUGGAAGAAGGGAAGGGCAGCUUUCGCCCCAGCCACGGCUCAGAGGGGCGCGCGAUUCCUUCGCCCACAACCCCAUGGCGCGUGGCGGCAGCUUCGGCUUUCCCGCACCAGAGCAACAGAUGCGCUUGUGAAAAGGCUCAGUAAGGGGCGUCCCAGCAGCCCGCCGGAGGAGCACACGAUGCCAGCACACCCACACUUGCUCACACGUGUUGUGCAUCAGCCAAGACUUCCUGGCGAUGCCCCAUCCCGUGUUCGGAAUUAGGUAAGUUCCUAACGCCGUCCACCUGGGCCCGGCCCUGGGCUGCCUGGCACCCUCCUCCCUCGCCGUCAAGGAUAAACACCCGAGGAGCAAA